AUGAAGAAAACGGAAGCUGCUAUAGCUAAAGAUGAAGCCUACAAAGAGCCCUGCUUCGUGUACUCCCGGGUCGGGGGCAACCGGACAUCCCUGAAGCAGCCCGUGGGCGACCGCGACAACACGCUGACGUUCGAAGCAAGGUUUGAGAGUGGUAAUCUACAGAAGGUAGUCAAAGUGGCAGACCACGAAUACCUGCUGACGGUGCGUCCCGACCUCUUCACCAAUAAGCACACCCAGUGGUACUAUUUCCAAGUCACUAAUACCCAGGCAGGAAUAGUCUACAGGUUCACGAUUAUCAAUUUCACCAAGCCCGCUAGUCUUUACAGCCGGGGUAUGCGCCCACUCUUUUAUUCUGAGAAAGAGGCCAAGACUCAUAACAUUGGCUGGAAGAGAAUAGGGGACCAAAUCAAGUAUUACAGGAACAACCCCGGGCAAGAGGGGCGCCACUAUUUCUCCCUCACGUGGACAUUUCAAUUUCCACACAGCAAAGACACCUGCUACUUUGCUCACUGCUACCCGUACACUUACACCAACCUGCAAGAAUACCUUUCCAGCAUCCAUAAUGACCCAGUGAGGUCCAAGUUUUGUAAAAUACGUGUCUUGUGCCACACGAUUGCUAGGAACAUGGUGUACGUCUUAACGAUCACUACCCCCUCGAAGGACGGGGACUCAAGGAAGCGUAAGGCCGUGAUUUUGACCGCGAGGGUGCACCCCGGAGAGACCAACAGCUCUUGGAUCAUGAAAGGCUUCCUCGACUAUAUUUUAGGAGGCUCGCGUGACGCGCAGCUGCUGCGGGACACUUUCGUCUUCAAGGUGGUGCCCAUGCUGAAUCCCGACGGUGUGAUUGUAGGAAAUUACCGGUGUUCCCUAGCGGGACAGGAUUUAAACCGGAACUACACCUCUCUCCUGAAGAAGCUGUUCCCUUCUGUGUGGUCUACGCGGAACAUGAUCCGUAGACUGAUGGAGGAACGAGAGGUGGUUUUGUACUGCGACCUCCACGGCCACAGCAGGAAAGAGAACAUCUUCAUGUACGGCUGUGGUGGCAGCGGCAGAUGUAAAGCACUGUACCUACAGCAGCGAAUCUUUCCACUUAUGCUGAGCAAAAACUGUCCAGAUAAAUUUUCCUUCUCAGCUUGCAAGUUUAAUAUCCAGAGGAGCAAACAUGGAACAGGAAGGGUGGUAAUGUGGAAAAUGGGCAUCAGGAACAGCUUUACCAUGGAGGCCACCUUUUGUGGAUCCACUCUGGGUAAUAAACGAGGCACUCAUUUCAACACAAAAGACUUGGAGUCCAUGGGAUAUCAUUUUUGUGAUACUCUCUUGGACUAUUGUGAUCCAGACCGCAGUAAGAGCAAUAGAAAACAUCUGAAAACAAGGAAGGAAAGAAAUUCUGCCAUAGCAAGCUGCCACCAUGACAGAGACCGUCAAGAGGAUUGUGAUAAAGGACGUUUCCUGCGAAGACACGAAGCCUCAAAUCCCGAUGUGAAAGAUAUGAGGCCAAACAUACCAGUUGAUUGUGUGUUUGAUUAUCUGAGAAGACGGCUUCCUAAUCCGGGUUUGGAUCUGCAUCACAACAUAAAAGGCAAAAUGAAAAAAUCUACAACUUUCCAAAGCAAGAAGACUGGCAUAAAUUGGACAGAUGACGAAAAAAGAAUAUACAGGAAUAAAAGGCUGACUCAAACCGAAGAGAUACUGCAGUAUUUGAUCCCUCUCGUAAAAAGCACUAAAAACGUGCAAACCACUCAGAUAAAACAGAUACUCAGUCCAAGAACCUGCUUCCAGAACCAGCAUCAGUAAGUCAAUGCAAUGUUAAACCGAGCUACUUGUGCGAACGAAAAGAGAUACGGCGCCACUUGGGUGCCGCCCAGACACUCUUUUAUGAGCCAAAGGAACCUCAUGGUGAGCUCUUCAGAAUGGCUCCAGCCUGUGUCCCAGAGGUCAUUUUCAAGUCUGUCAACUUUCAAAGGACAGGACGAAACAUGUUCUCACGUCAAGGCCAUAAGGACUAAAGGCAUGACACCCGUCCACAGCAAAUGGGAGACCCCUUCCUCGAGUUUUGAAAAAGAUGCGACGAUUAUCAGAGGCAGGAGUCUUCAAGCUAAAGAAUCCAACCAGCGAAGCCCUGUGCAGUAGCUCCCCGCUCCCACCGAGAACAAGGGUGAGCAGCCAGAUAAGAAUGAUGGACAGCCCACCUUCCAUCUGGAGUUCCAAAGGCAGAAAGAAUGUAGCUUCACGCUGCUCUGA
This is a messenger RNA of Phyllostomus hastatus (greater spear-nosed bat), 2241 nucleotides long. RefSeq names its product cytosolic carboxypeptidase 3-like. Lineage: Eukaryota; Metazoa; Chordata; Mammalia; Chiroptera; Phyllostomidae. The transcript has 11 exons. The record is from RefSeq and is a predicted model, not a curated record. Gene Ontology annotation, biological process: proteolysis. Gene Ontology annotation, molecular function: metallocarboxypeptidase activity; zinc ion binding.